Hyalella azteca is the source of this 2612-nucleotide messenger RNA. RefSeq names its product glycine-rich RNA-binding protein 8. Gene Ontology annotation, molecular function: RNA binding. The transcript is spliced from 5 exons. The record is from RefSeq and is a predicted model, not a curated record. Gene Ontology annotation, biological process: positive regulation of mRNA splicing, via spliceosome. The coding region runs from base 128 to 955 and encodes 275 amino acids. Lineage: Eukaryota; Metazoa; Arthropoda; Malacostraca; Amphipoda; Hyalellidae. Gene Ontology annotation, cellular component: spliceosomal complex.
UUCACGCACGCCUCACCGGCGCGCUCGCUCAUCGCGCAGUGGCAGCUCAGCUUCAUCGUCCUCACGCCGCAAUGGCUAUGCAGAAGGUCGUUCGUCAGCCCGAGCGUCCCGCAGAUCCCGCUCCCCCAUGUCAAACAGGCGCCGCCAUGUGGGCACACGUGAUGAUCCUGUCCCUAACAAGUGCCUGGGUGUGUUCGGCCUCAGCACGCUCACCAAGGAGUCGCAGCUGCAGGACAUCUUUGAUAAAUUUGGAGAGAACACGGUCAAGAUUGUGACUGAUGCCAAGACUCAGACAUCCCGAGGGUUUGGUUUUGUUUACUUCAAGUCUAUAAAGCAUGCCACGGCUGCCAAAGAAGCUUGUACUGGCAUGGAAAUAGACCGGCGCCGCAUACGCGUGGACUUCAGCAUCACGCAGCGCGCCCACACACCCACUCCAGGCAUCUACAUGGGCCGCCCCACAAUCCGCAGUGAUCGCUAUAGUAGCUAUGGUGCUGGCGGUGGUGGAUAUGGCGGCAGCUACAGCAGAGGCGGUGGCUACAGAGACCGUGACCGCGAGAGCCGCUACCAACGCUCCCCCCCUCGCUACCGAAGCAGCUACUCCAGAGACGGCGCAGGCUAUGGCGGCGGUGGCGGUGGUGGUGGUGGCGGCGGCAGCAGCUCUUCAUACCGCCGUUCAUCACGUUCCGAUUAUUACGGCGGGGGCGGCUCCGGCCGAGAUUAUGAAGCCUCGGCAUCUGGUUAUGAUCGCGGAGCAAGCAACUACCGCAGCGGUGGUGGAGGUGGCAGCUACGAGCAGCGUGGCGAGUAUCGACACGAGCGCAGCUACAACGGUUCGGGUGCGAGUGCCGCCCCAUAUGACGCUCGCUCCUACGACCGUUCGUAUGAGCGGAGCUACGAGCGUAGUGGAUACCGCUCUCGAUCUCGCUCUGACUCGCGUGGGCGUUAUCGCUACUAAUUGCCUCGAGGGAGCCGUCGAUGCAAGAGUCUCGAGGCGUCUCUGUGUGCAGCACGCGAGGUUCCCAUGAACAGCGGCUUAUUCGCUCCACUUGUCUUGAUAUCAUUUAAUAUUCUUGACUGUUCUAACUUCAGGAUAUCCUCUCUUAGUAUUGUACCAGUGCAAGUGUCGUUAUGUUCAGUUCUUCACUAGCAACAGACUCUGUAAUGUCAUGUUGGUUUUUCGUAACGUAAUUUGCGUGGACGAUCUCCUUGAAUUUAAUUUAACAAAUACAGAACGAAAUCUUUCAAAUAUCAGUUUAUGCUAAAUUUUCGAGGUCAUGAAUUUCUCAUCUCGUUAAUAGUUUGACUUUUUAAAGGUGCGUGUGCGAAAACUCCAGGCUUUGAUUUUGCGUUGCACAUUUCUACCGAUAUUUGAAGGCGUUGAUAUUUUUAUCAAGGUUUAAAAAUAAUUUUUACUUAACGCGAGAAAUGUCGAAUAUUUGAAUAUGUUCAUGAAAGACAUUAAUUGGGAAUGAAAACCGCAUAGAAGUGCGAGCACGAAAACUUUCGUUUUGUCUCAAUGAGGCAUCAAAUCUUGAUAGUUUUUCUCAGACCUGAUGAAGAUAGUACAAAUUUGUUUUUCUGAUGUGCUUUCGUUCGUUGGGUGAAGAGAUGAGAAAAUACUUUGAUUCGUCCUGUAUUAAAGAAAGCGACAUAAAUUGGCUCUUACUAUCCACUACAUCUCUUGAAGUAAAUUCAAGGAUUGUUCUUGAAUUCCUAAACACGAUUUGCUGUGUAGUGUUAGUACGAGUUCAUUUCUGUACCAUUCUGCUAACGAUUUUGUUGUACAUAUUGAAAAUUUCUUUGUAAAUAGUUCAUAAUUCGGAUCAAAUUCUGUCGCCUCGCUCGGAUUCUAGUCACCUCGUUUAACGAUAUCUAAAUCCUUAGAAGAAACUUGAACUUGGAUCACUUGCGUGUCCGGUUUCCAUUUGAGCUUAAACUUGCACCUAAAUUCUGAUGAGCAAGGGUAACUGGUUUUAAAUUGAUUAAACGCCAGAAAAGGUGGAAUUUAAAGCAUUUCUGAUACAAUUUUUCCGUUGUGAGGUUUUUGCGAGGUACCACAUUCUGAGCGCCUCUCGCUUUUGGCAGAAUUGUGGUGCCAAUUCUAAUCAAUUUGUGCAUUAUCGUCCGACAAUGCGAGCGAGACUAAAAAUGUUGUGUACAUAUUUCUAUGGUAAGAAUUAAUCAUGCAAGUUCUUUUUUUCAUGUAUGCUGUAAAUUUUCAAACGUGUGCUUAGCGUACUUAAAUGCUUUCAUUUCGUGUUUUCACAAAACCUUGAUUACAUUUUGUCGUUAAGUAAAUCAUGAAACGUUGAUCCAGAGUUGAGCCUUCCGAUCUCCAAGUUGUCCCGAACUGAGUCUCCUUUUACAUCACGAAUCGCACUUCGUAUUUUCGUUAUGGGCAUUAUGUAUUGCAACUUGAUUGUCAGAUCAUCCUAAGGUCUCCUGAUUUCACUAGUAAUACAUUCAAUCGAAUUGAAUCUGCCGACUCAUCAAUACUUACGUAUAUUUUGGUGUUCGUAGUAAUUAUUCUGCCUAUUUUGUUUUGUGCGGCUUAGAAAGUUUUGGCGUUUUAAUACUUGAUUAAUAAAACGUAUGCAGUCAAUUUGUGUUUA